AUGAAAGCCUUCGACAACGCAUUGAGUUGCACUCUGAAUUGCAAGACUGAUCUCGAAAUUCUCCCUUUCCACCCGAUUGCAAGAUCGCAGGCUUUGUCGACAAAUGUUGCCAUUAAUUCCCUGCCAGUCUUUAGCUCUUUCUUUUCUGUUUUUCCAGUUGAAGAAGAGAAGCCAGACUUCUGGAACCAGCAAGCCUCCAAGGCCAUCCAAAACGCCUUGAAACUUCAGCCGCGGCAUUACCAAGCAAAGAACCUCAUCCUUUUUCUAGGAGAUGGAAUGGGCCUUCCCACCAUCACUGCCACACGGAUCUUGAAAGGCCAGAUGCAGAACCACCUGGGUCCUGAAACGCCUCUGACUAUGGACAGCUUUCCUUAUGUGGCUCUUUCUAAGACGUACAACGUGGACCGGCAAGUGCCAGACAGUGCCGGCACAGCCACCGCUUACCUUUGUGGGGUGAAGAGCAACUAUCAAACCAUCGGACUGAAUGCAGCUGCACGGAAUAAGCAAUGCAACACAACAGCUGGCAAUGAAGUGAUUUCGGUGGUAAAGAGGGCCCAGCUGGCCGGUAAAUCUGUUGGGAUUGUGACCACCACCCGGGUCCAGCAUGCAUCGCCUGCUGGGACCUAUGCUCAUGUGGCGAACCGGAACUGGUACGCGGACUCCAGCAUGCCCGAGUCUGCCAUCAAGGAAGGCUGCAAUGAUAUCUCUGUACAACUUGUGGAAAAUGUGAACUUCACGGUGAUCUUGGGUGGAGGCAGGAUGUAUAUGUCCCCAGAAGGAACUCCGGACCCUGAAUACCCCUCCAACCCAAUUCAUGUUGGCAUCCGCAAGGAUAACCGUAGCCUCAUAACCGAGUGGCUUAAGGCUUCUCCAGGCUCCAAAUACGUCUGGAACAAAGCAGACCUUUUGGCAGCUGGGGAUGACCCGAAUGUGAGCCGUCUCAUGGGUCUCUUUGAACCCAAGGACAUGCAAUAUGAGCUGAAACGCAACAAUGACCCAUCUCUCAUAGAAAUGGUAGAAGUUGCAAUCAAGCUGCUCAAACGCAACCCCAAGGGUUUCUACCUUUUUGUUGAAGGAGGUAACAUCGACCUUGCACACCACAGUGGCCUCGCCAAGCGUGCUCUGACGGAGGCGGUAGUGUUUGACAAGGCCAUCCAGCGAGCAGGAGAACUGACAAAUGAAGACGAGACUCUGAGCGUGGUGACCGCCGACCACUCCCACGUCUUCAGCUUUGGUGGCUACACGUUGAGGGGCACCUCCAUCUUUGGUUUAGCCCCUGAACUAGCAGAUGACAACAAGACAUAUACAUCCAUUGUGUAUGGGAAUGGGCCAGGCUACCAGAUCACUGAGCAGGGACGUCCCAAUGUGGAUGCAGAAGAGAGUGAGGGCAACGAAUACCACCAACAAGCCACCGUCCCCCUUUCUUCGGAGACCCACGGAGGAGAAGACGUGGCUAUCUUGGCCAAGGGUCCAAUGGCGCAUCUCUUCCACGGAGUUCAGGAGCAGACAUACGUUGCCCAUCUCAUGGCCUAUGCUGCCUGCAUAAAACCAUAUGAGGACUGCGGCCUGCCACGUUUCAACUCCGCAAGUGUCGCCAAGUCCACACCUGUGGUUCUCCUCCUCAUGUCCUUGCUCUUUUGGGGUUGGUAGCCCUUUUCUGAACAAUAUUGAGACCAUUCUGUCAUCUGGAUAGUUCUUCCCUCUCCAAUGCCACAUGGAGUAUUGUUUCAGUCAGAGUUUGCUUACAAAGCUAAAUGUUCACUGAAAAAAUCUUCUGUUUUGUUCUCUAGCUGGGAAGGGUUUCCUUAUGUGCCAGAUUAGGAUUGUAGGCAUUGCGUCCUUCUCAUAUUUGGAGCAUUUCUUGGAAGUGAUGGGAGACGUUUUAAUCCAAAUGGCGUUUGUAGGCUGGGAAUGGAAUAGCAGAGUCUCCUCGAAGCUCUUGAGAAGGAGCACUCAAUGAAUGGAUUACACCCAUUUGCCCAUGCAGACAAAACAGUGCUGGCCUUUUAAUUCAAUAUAAUCAGCAGCAGAAAAAUACAAUGCAACAAUUUCUGUACAGAGAGCUACUUAAGCCCACAUAGUGCUACCUGGUAACCAGGAAUAUGUAUGUAUUCAGUCUGGGAGACAGGGAGCAAGAUGGCACAAAUCUCAGUGACCCUUUGUUUGUUUUCCAGUCCAGCAUUGCUGUGUGGUGACAGAUUAUGGGGAGGAUGUGGACUGGGCUGCAGCAUGCCACAAAUGGGAUUGGGGUCUCCAUUCAAUGCAUCUCACCACAUUUGAGCCAAAACAGCCAUGCAUUGAAUCCUUGGUAUCCGCUAGGGUUUGGUUCCAGGACUCCCUAUAGAUAAUGAAAAUCUAUGGAUGCUCAAGUGAUGUUUGGAAAUGGUGUCCCUUAUACAAAAUGACUAAAAUUAAGGUUUACUUUUUAGACUUUUAAAAAAUCCUAGAUGUAGGUGAUGAAUCUGUGGAUAUAGUGGUCUGACUCUGCUGCCUCUGCUCUUUAUAUCGAAAGCCUAGUAGACAGAUCUGGAAAUUGGGAAUACAGAUUGAGUAUCCCUUAUCGGAAAUGCUUAGAAACAGAAGUGCUUUGAAUUUUGGAAUAUUUUGUAUAUGCAUAGAGAUAUCUUGGAGAUGGGACGCAAGUCUAAAACUGAAAUUCGUUUACGUUCCAUAUAUAUAAACAGUAGAGUCUCACUUAUCCAACGUUCUGGAUUAUCCAACGCAUUUUUGUAGUCAAUGUUUUCAAUAUACUGUGAUAUUUUGGUGCUAAAUUCGUAAAUACUGUAAUUACUACAUAGCAUUAAUGUGUAAUGAACAACUUUUUCUGUCAAAUUUGUUGUAUAACAUGAUGUUUUGGUGCUUAAUUUGUAAAAUCAUAACCUAAUUUGAUGUUUAAUAGGCUUUUUCUUAAUCUCUCCAUAUUAUCCAACAUAUUGGCUUAUCCAACGUUCUGCUGGCCUGUUUAUGUUGGAUAAGUGAGACUCUACUGUACCUUCUUAUACAUAUAGCCUGAAAAUAAAUUUUAUACACAAUGUUUUAAUGAAACCAAGUUGAUGUACAACACUGAACUAUCAGAAAGCAAAAGUACGGUUAUCUCGGCCAUCCAUGUAAAUAGUUUGGGAAGAUUUCGCAUUUCACAUUUCCGCAUAAGGGAUCCUUAACGUGAAUUGAGUUUUGGGGGAAUUUGUCUGAAAGCAUUUUGUUUUUGGUCUGUCAAAACUUUGCCGUUUUCUCCAACUGCUGAAGACAUCAGCCUUCAGUGUUCAUCUCUGCAUCCAGUUUGGCACUAAGGUUCUCAAAAGGCACAUCUACAAUGCAGAAUGAAUGCAGUUUGGCACCACUUUAACAGACAUGGCUCAAUGCAAGAGAAUUGUGAUCACUGUAAUUUUGCACGGUCUUGAGCCUUCUUGCUCAAAGAAUGCUGAUGCCUCAGCAAACUACAGCUCCCAGGAUUUCAUUGCAUUGAGUCAUGGCAGGUAAAAGGAGAAGCCCUCAGUGGCGCAGUGGGUUAAACCCUUGUGCUGACAGGACUGAUGACUUGAAGGUUGGGUUGCUGACCUGAAGGUUGCCGGUUCGAAUCCAAUCUGGGGAGAGUGCGGAUGAGCUCCCUUUAUCAGCUCCAGCUUCCCAUGCGGGGACAUGAGAGGAGCCUCCCACAAGGAUAGUAAAAACAUCUGGGCAAUGUCCCCUGGGCAACGUCCUUGCAGAUGGCCAAUUCUCUACACCAGAAGCAACUUGCAGUUUCUCAAAAAGUGGCAGGUAAAGAGGUGUGAAACUGCAUAUAUUCUACACUCUAGAUGAAUCUUUCAACAGAAUAUUUGGUAUCGGAGGUAGAAAUAGCAUUAAAAAGCAGAGAUGUAUUUCUACACCACACCAAAUAAGAGGAGCACUUCAGCAAGUUUCAGCAAAUGUUUUAUCCAAAACUAUUCUAGUUGCAGCUGCUGUAUACCUUGCCUGUUAUAUAAAGGCACAUGAGGUUACAGUAGGAGCAUCUGAAGUAGAAAACCAUUAUUUCCCAGUUCAAGCCAUAUUGCAUUGUUUGCUGCGGAUAUGCUGCAGCAAUCAGACAUGAAAGAUCUGUGUUUCUCUAACUCUCCCAAAGCUGAUGCAGCUAAAAAACUUCCAGUUAGGGGAUAAGGAGGAAAAAGCAAAUGGAAAAAGACUUUACAAAAAGCAUAUCCUUUUUAACUGAGUUAUUCCUGCAAUAUUUUACUGGAAAUUGCUUUAUAUAUAAUGUGUUAUGUCCAAGCUCUAGCACUUUAAGACAUAGGGUGCAUCCACACUGUAGUAUUAAUGCAGUUUGACACCACUUUAAUAAUUGUGACUCAAUGCAAUGGAAUGAUGGGAGAGGCAGUUUACAAGAGCCUAUAGCCUUCUCUGCCAAAUAGUCCUGGUACCUCACCAAACUACAACUCCCACGAUCCCAUACUUUGAGCCAUGGAAGUUAAAGUGGUAUCAAACCGUAUUAAUUCUACAGUGAAGAUGCACCCACAAAGAGAUUUGUGUUUCCCUUUGUGAUAUGUUUACCUACAAAUGAUUGGAUCAUGGAAGGGACAAAACUCUGAAGCCAUAAGGAACAUUAAUUCCAAGGACUGCUGUCGGUAGGGUUUCAAAACCCAAAAUACAUUCAAUUUCCCCACAUAUAUACUGUCCAUCAGGGGAGAUAAAUUCAAGGCUUUGCAAUGAGAAAGGCCAGAAAAAGAAACCCAUAAGAUGAAUUGCUCUAUUUAUAAAUUGUUUGCUGAGCCUAGAGUCCAUCAGGAUAACAGUACUCUGAAAAACAAUUGAAACAUUGAGAGGACAAUAUUGCCAGCUGCAUCCCAAAACUCACAGAAUAGCCAGCAAGCUUUUGAGGAUUCUUGCUUCAUGCUGGAUGUUAUGUUUAAUAAAAUUACAAAAAGCAUUUCUCUUGUAGUGUUUGUAGUGAUGGUAGAAAACCAUUAAUAGGGGGAUCAUGGUUUCAUUACAGAAGCUUUUACAAAAGCAUUUCAUAAUUAGGAUAAACAUCUUGAUUCAUGAGAUAAUACAUUAGACUCUCAGUUAACUGACUCCCAUAGGGAUUGAUAGACACUUGAUAAAUGGUUGCUUGAGAGUUAUUUUUACACGUAGGCCUAAUUCUACACUCCACAAUAUAACAUUCUAUAAACUCUGUAUGGUCUUGAUAUUAAUACUAAAAUGCAGCAAUUAAAAGCAAAGUAAGGAAAAUAAAGGCGGACUAACUUAAAGUGACACAGCUUCGCUGUAUUAUACAAUCAACUUUGUAAAUGCAUUGUGCAUUAUUUUUUUAUUUUUGUCAGUUGCUUGAGAGUUCUGGUUGCUUGUGUUCUGGUUAACUGAGAGUCUACUGCAUAUAAUGAGAAAGGGAUUCUGAGAUGUGUGUGUACAGCAGGCACCAUUUUACACCUUAGCAAUGGACUCGGGAAGCAAGACCUGUCUGCAGCAUCUCUCAGUUUGUCCAUCUGUCUGUCCUUUCCAGCUUGGUGGAAGAGAUAUAGUUUUCCCUCUUUGCUCUCUGUCUGGCCAGAAAGCGAAAUGUAGCAGAAUGGAAGGCCCAGCGGGUUCUUUAUGGCACAAUGUGUGUGGGUUUAUGUUCGUGAGUAAAACGAAUGGGCAUUUCACCAAAUGGAGCAUUUGUGCGCUGGAUUCAUGGGCGAGUUCUUUGGACAAUGGAAGACCCUUCCAAACUCCUCAAAUUGCGAGACGCUGCCCAGGACUCUGCAAAAAGGGAGAAAGAAAGAGGGGUAAAGUGACACAGGAAUAGCAAAAUGGUCACAAGACUAUUGCGCCAAAUUGCUAUGUGUGUGUGUGUAAAGAAAUCCUUGCAAGGUUGUUUGCAGGAGAUCUCUGCAAAAGAGCUCAGCUUUGCAGAGAGAUAAGCCAUGCCUAAAACAACAAUGUAUCUGUUUGCUGGCAGAUGGCUUGGUUUGUCAGUUGGAAUUUGAGCUUGCUGGGAGAGCACAGAAAAAGACAGGCUCUCUAAUAGCUACGGUCAAGUAGCAGUUUUAAAUAUGCUAUGCUGUAUAUAUAUUAAAUGCUGAUUGAUUGGUUAUUGAUCCUAUGCAACUACAAGGACAUUGUAUGAUUGCUGAACUGUUUAUUUGACUUCAACUCAACAAGUAAAGUUUCCUUUUGUUCUUUUAA
This is a messenger RNA of Anolis carolinensis (green anole), 6141 nucleotides long. Its product is annotated as intestinal-type alkaline phosphatase 1. Gene Ontology annotation, molecular function: alkaline phosphatase activity. Bases 1 to 1650 code for a protein of 549 amino acids. The record is from RefSeq and is a predicted model, not a curated record. Gene Ontology annotation, cellular component: plasma membrane. NCBI's taxonomy places the organism in Eukaryota, Metazoa, Chordata, Lepidosauria, Squamata, Anolidae. The transcript is spliced from 11 exons. Gene Ontology annotation, biological process: dephosphorylation.